Molecule: messenger RNA, 6713 nt
Organism: Toxotes jaculatrix (banded archerfish)
Lineage: Eukaryota; Metazoa; Chordata; Actinopteri; Toxotidae
Gene: tmem115
Product: transmembrane protein 115
Exons: 3
Coding region: 1072-2235 (387 amino acids)
Biological process (GO): retrograde vesicle-mediated transport, Golgi to endoplasmic reticulum
Cellular component (GO): membrane; Golgi apparatus
Source: RefSeq, a predicted model, not a curated record
UGGCAGACAGCGCAGGUCAGUAGCUGAGUGAGUGCUGUUAAUGGGAGGAGGGGUGUCUGCUAAGAUAAUAUAUUUGUCUCCGGCGACCUGCUCUGAAAAUACAGAAGAACAAUAAAAUCAGCGAACGAAGCUAAGGUAGUAUGGGAAAUCUGUGAGCUACACGCGAACGGACGCUGGUUCAGAAACGUCUCAGACAUUGUUUUGGAGGCCUGUUGCUAACUACGGGAAAUCCUCGGGCUAGCCCGGUAGACACCGGGCCGAGAGAGCGCAGGGGAACGGGACUGGAGCUCCGUGUGCUGGUUUGAUCAGUCGGGUUUUACUGACGCUAGCUGCUCUGUCUUAUUAUCAAACGAAGACGUGACCUCACCUGCUCCUCCUUGGCGGAUAUAAAUCAGCGGAACUGAAAACGUUUUCAGUGUGACAGCUAGCUAACAUUAGCUCUCCUGUGUUUACAAGCUAACUCAGCCGAGAUCCUCUGAAGAAGUAGGCACUUGGGUGUACUUGUUUCAUUAAGCAGUUAAGUAUUCGGCUCCUGUCACCUGCCUACUCGCUGGUGGUGAUUUGGAAGCUUGUUCGACUUCUGUAUGCGCCGACCUAUGGUCGCCAGCCCUACAGCUAGAUCAAAAGGUCUCCUUGCUAAGGUUAUCACAUCUUCAGGCUUAUCUACUGCAGCUCAAAGUUUGUUACCUGGUUGGAUUGCAUGAGCAAGCCUAGCUGCAUUGUUUCUACUGUCCUAAGCUCUUUGAAUGUUACAGAAAGUUCGCUAUAUCGUCCAGGUUUAAGGACACGUAUUGAUUAUUAACACUAACAGACUGGACCUGGAGGAAUAGACCUGUACUGAGUAGAUUACCAAAGCUAUCUUUACCCAGCUGAGAGACAGUUUCCCGGAUGAAGGCUCACAGAAAAGUGUGGAUUUGGAUGCUGUCAGGACUUACAGGUGUCUCCUGUUCUGCUUGGCAUUAUUAAUCUCACACACGCAUCCAACAUCUGCUGCACCAGAAGCAACCAAUCUGCUGUUUCUCUCUCUUGAGCUGAUUUGCUCAAGAAGGAUCCUCUUCAUAACAGACCAAAAUGAAUCGUUACCUCCCGGUGGCACGGCAGCACUUCCUGGCUGCCCUUGCCAGCACCAGUGUGGUGGUAAAAAGUAUAAGUGCUGUGGUGGUACUCCUUUAUCUGUUGUCAUGGGCUGUCAACACUCCAUACGCACUGGGGGUGACCCCAGGUUUCCUCUUUCCACCUAACUUCUGGGUGUGGACUCUGGUGACCCACGGGGUGGUGGAGCAGCAUGUCUGGGGUGUGGCAGCCAAUGUGGGGACUGUUAUGGCCUGUGGGCGCCUGCUGGAGCCUUUGUGGGGCGCUCUGGAGCUCCUGAUCUUUUUCGCAGUGGUUAAUGUGUCUGCAGGCCUCCUGGCAGGCCUCUCCUACCUCCUCACCUAUGUGGCCACCUUUGACCUGGACUUCCUGUUUGCCGUGCGUGUCCAUGGAGCAGCCGGGUUCCUGGGAGGUGUCCUGGUGGCACUAAAGCAGACCAUGGGGGAUACUACAGUGCUCAGAGUGCCACAGGUGAGACUCAAAGCAGCGCCGGCUUUGGUCCUCCUCCUCCUGGCCUUACUGCGCCUCUCCGGGCUGCUCGACAGCUCUGCACCGCUGGCUGCGUACAGCUACGGCGCCCUGUCCGGCUGGGUCUACCUUCGCUUCUACCAGAGGCACAGCCGGGGCCGCGGGGACAUGUCAGACCACUUUGCCUUUGCAAGUUUCUUCCCUGAGGCACUGCAGCCAGCUGUGGGGCUGCUGGCAGGGCUGGUCCACUCCGCCCUGGUGAAGAUAAAGGUGUGCAGGAAGAUGGUGAAGAGAUACGACGUGGGGGCUCCCUCCUCCAUCACGAUCACCCUGCCAGGGACCGACCCACAGGACGCCGAGAGGAGGAGACAACUGGCUCUCAAAGCUCUCAACGAACGUCUAAAGCGCGUGGAGGACCAGUCGGCUUGGCCCAGCAUGGACGACGAAGAAGACGAGGACGAGGACGAGGUCAGAACUGACACACAGCCACUCCUCUCAGGCGGGCGGGACCCCUCCUCCUCCACGUUGAGACCAGCGGGAGGAUCUGUCGGCGUCUCACUCACCUCCACCUCCUCAUCCUCGAUGUCACAGAGCGGUGGAGCACCAUCCACAGGUGGAGCACAACACCCAGAGUCCAGCAUUAUCAGCUUCGAGGACGCACCUUCUAGAUCGUAACAAAAAGAACGCACCUGUACAGAUGCGCACGCUCUGUUCGGUGUCACUGGCGAGUACUAGCAUUCAGCGUCUCUGGCUAGUAUACUAAUAUAUACAGUGACGGCGAUUAGGCAUACACUCAGCAUCACACACACCAAAACACACACAACAUCUUUGACCAGUUCAUACACACAACCGUGCGCUCACGAGCACCCUGUCAAUGUCAGCGUGAAGCCCAAAAGGGUGGUAACUGUACAGUGCUUUCAGUUCAGACAUUUUGGUUGUAAAUGCUCAGUGUAGUUGGGCAAAUUGGACACUUAAUUCUUCUCUUCCUUUCUGCAUACAGCGAAAGUCAACCAGAAAUUCUGUCGUGUCUAGACAUAAUCCCAACUUUCAGAGCUCUGUCCACUGCUUCAUGUGUCUCCUUCUCUUGGUUUCUAAAUAAAUAACAAAAUGGGUGUACAAUAUUCUUUUCGUAAGUCAUUUUCAGAGCAGCCAUAACCGUUCUCUUGAUUGCCUGCUACAAAAAAGCUGUCAGUGACAGAGGCUCACGCUGAAUGCUUGAUUCUUGAUGAAAGGCCGACUCUCUGCUCACCGGUAUGAUAAGUGCUAAAAAGAAAAAAAUGGCUGCAAGUGACAUAAGCUUUUGGUUCACCGGUUCCACAUAUGUAACCAGGUGUGUAACAGAGGACGUAUGAAAAGCAUGCGCUCACCGCCAGCUGCUGGACCAGAGGAAAGAAGCUGCUGAUGAACUGUGAUACAAAACUUCAAGAUCUGAAGAAGUGUCAGGUGAAAGAAUUUUCUGGACCAGGUCCAUUUGCCACCUGGUGUCUCUGGUACAGCAGGCAGAGAAAUGGACCGUGCGUGUACCCUUUUUUUUUUUUUUUUUUGUUCCCCAGAUUGUCGCUCAGUGGACAACAAUUCGGUAUUUUUUAUUUUUUCCUUUUGGGUCUGUUCAUGACUAAAUGAAAUCAACAAGACAAACAAACUUUGUUUCCGUGCACUAACAACACGUUAAUGGUGUUACUCUCACACAGAGAUCUGUGGAUGAUGAUUAUGGUUCUUCUUGUUUAAGAGUUAUGAGUUCGUUAGAUUUUUAGGUCGAUAUCAGGCCAAAUCCUGGAGCAGCACCCUACACCUUUUUACACUUCCACCUUGUAGGGUCUGAAAUGAUACGAGAACCAGCAAUAGCUAUUCAGUUAUGUGAGUGUUUAUGAAAUGAGAGAAGUGGUCAAUGUCUGUCAUGGUUGCAUUAGUCUUUUAAUACCAUUACAAAUGCAAAGGAGGGAUUAAGUGCAGGGGAAGGGUAGAGAUUAGCCUUAUUGGGCAUACACAGACCGUGCAGGUAUUUUUGUGAUUUAAUUCUCAAUGAUUCAGUUGAGUUGCAGAUUCAGAGGUUGUAUCUGUGAUGUGUCAGACACAGACUCGAGAGGGUAAAUGUCAUAGACGGAGGAUGCCUGCAUUGAUCAGUAGUCAGUCUGUCACAGGUUUCCCAGUCACAUUGUUCCCACUGGUAACAUCUUACAUUUCUAAAAUCACAGUGCUUAGCCUGAGGGCAGUGGUUAAUAAUUUUCUAGGGAGCUUGACGGGCAGCUAGAUUGUUUAAUCUAAAUAAAUAAAUACAAUGCAGACCAAAAGGUCAGCGAUUCAUUCACGUUGUAGACCAUCAUCACUGAGGUGUCGCAUUCCAUUAUGGGAGCGGUCAAAUCAGUGAAUUCCCAAUUUCACACCUGUCCUUGUUGAUUAAAGUCAAUUGCAGCUAGUAAAUAAUUUCAGCUAUUGCGAUCACAAUGAUGACAAAGUGAAACAUUACUUUUAAACAUACGCUUGUGACCACAAGUAUGAAAAUGUCUCCAAUUUAAAUGAGAAUUUCCAAGUAGUUAAGAAAGUGAACUGUCUGUGGAAAUGUCACUUAAAUUUUUGACAGCUUUCUUGGGAAAACAAGCUCAGUAAAUCAGCCUGCAGAUUGUUCCUGAUCUGACAGCUGUUGUAUCUGUGCUGGGAACCAAUGCCUUUCACAUUUCUGAGACUAAAGAAGCCGAUUCAUUUGGUCACUGCUGUUUUGGUUCCAUACACAGGUCUGAAAAGCUCAGAGAAGCAUUGCAAAAUGAGGAACUCAAAAUUUUUUGGAACUACACAAAAUGAUUGGAUUAAAUAAAGAAACAUGCCAUUACAUGUUUAAUUCUGAUUUAUAGUAGUUCUUAUUUUUCCUAUUUAAUAUUCUCGUGUUUUGUAAAGAAUAAUCUUCCCUUACUGAUUAUUUCGCACUGAUUUAGUGAGUGUACAUUAUAUUGAAAACCAAAAUCAUCAAAUCAAACUUAACGAAAGACACAGCAGGUUAUUUAUGACCUUCAUGGCCUCCAUCAUUAACCAGCUUGAAUUGCUUUAACAUCAGCAAAACUUAAUCUCCUCCUCCUGUCCACCGAGCAGUAAUGGCCUGUGAUUUGCAAAAACAUAGUGACAGUUCACACUGGAUGAGGGAGAGCUAGAGAGACAGCCAACAGAAAUAUCCUGCAUCCAGAAGACCUUAAAAAUCAAGCUAUUUAAUUUAAAUAUACUAACAUUUGAAACUGGCAAUGUUCCAAAACCAUCCACAGAAAUCUGAGCACCCAGUAAAAUUAAGUACCAUGUAUCAAAUUGCCAUGUAAAAAUAGAAAACCUCUAUUCACAUGUUUGGGAAAUAGUGGAUUUUGUUAAAUCGGGGACAAAAAUGUAAAACUGCAGAGUUAUGUAAGACUGAUUACUGAUCAGCUUGGGCUUUUCUCUGAGAGGUUCUGUGGACGCAUUCAGCCAGCAGGCUCUGUCUCAGUGUCUGGAGCUGAACUUGGCUGACACGUGUAAAGCUGUGGAAGAACUAAAAAGAUAUAUAGCGACCCUGAAAUGAUGUACAUGCAUCUGUAUUGUUGCCAGUUUAGCCAAAUGUGCUCCUGGGAAAACACUGACCCUGCCUGAUGAAUUGAAGUAAAAGAUCACAUCCACAGUCUGUUAUUCAAAGUUGCAAUGGCGUCAUUUUGUCCCCCCUGGACUUCAUCAUGCUUAUGUUCUAAUCUAGGAGCAUGUUCCAGAUUAAAACAUUAUCAUAUACUGCAAAUUCAGAUUAAAUAUGUAGUGUUUGAGUUUCAACUCUUGAAGUCCAAGCAAUGAGAAACGGUCACUUUGAAACGUGAUAUAAGGGAAGUGAUAAGCCAUACAAGUGUGAUGAAAUUCUGUGUGUUCUAUCCUGUGUUUCUCCUUGUUCUUUCUGCUCGUUUCAGUGUGCUCUUAUUUUGGCAAACAGAUGUUUACGUCGUAUGAGUGGGGGCCAUUCUUUAAUGAAAUAUGAAUGAAUGGUAGUAUUUACACGGAUGAAUGGACACAGGGAUGAGAGACGUGUCUUUCAGAUCAGAGUUGACUCAAAUCCAGCUGCAACGGGGAGACGGUUGAGCUACAGUCAAAAAUCUGAAAUCUCAAACUGCUUUCUACUUUCAUCGAAAAUAUUCACAGUAGAAAUACAUCUGCCUAUACAUAUAGUAAUUAAUGAUAGUAACAGUGCAGUCACAGUUUUAUAUUGUCCUCAUACACUUUACAUGCAAGUUACUCUGGAAAUGGCAUGAGGUUUGUUUUUUUUUUUGUUUUUUUUAGCUUAGCUGCUGGAACAACUCAGCUUGCAUCACAAUAAAUAUCAGCAAUGCAGAAAAACACAUUCUAACAUGGAAGCCUGCAGAUAACUGUGAAGUUGUGUAAUAUGGUCAAGUUGUGUAAUGUGAUCUGUGAAAAGGCGUAGAAACGUUGUAGCUGGCAGCCUGAGGUUUUAGAUUGAGCCUGGCUAAUCUGACUUUCGGCCAAUCCUCCACUCUCCAUUCCUGUUCUCCUGUCCUCCUUAUUUUUUAUUUUUUGUUCAUCUCUGUAUUCCCAUUUGUUCUGGCUCUAAACAUCCUCAAAGAAGAGAUAGGUAUGCAAUCACAUACUGUCUGUAUGAAUAAUACCAAUGUAUAAUUGGUGUAGACAAAGUAGGGAAAGCUACAGGUGAGGAUAAUGAAUGAUGUCAGUGAUGUUCACAAGCAGUGGCCUCGAACUACAUUGGCCAAUGAACAUGCUCCAAAAUGCUAUCAGUUUGGUGACAUACACUGUUAAUACGUGUAUUUUCCUGUAUACCAGUAACUUGUCAUAAUUGCAGAUUUCCCACAGGCAGGUAGACUUUUUUUUUUGUUUUGUUUUUUCAAGUCUAAUUGGUAAAAUACUGACUUCCUGCCCUAAGAUGAAAGACAGAUUACAGAUGAUACUGCUCUGUUUUAUUGUCCUGUUGGCAAAGCUGGACAUUCACAACAUUUUUCUUUUUUUUUUUUUUUUAAUAGUUUUCACUAGUUUAAUUUUCCUUAUGCCUACUUUUGCACCAACAGAUCUCAUUCACACUAAUGACAGUCUCUUUGUUUCUGUAUACUGUGGCUGUUCCACAGACUUUUCUGUUUUAGUUUUCAGAUAUAUUUCUUUAUCUCUAUAUGAAAUAAAAGACGAUUGUA